UCGGUACCUAAAAAGACAACGCUGUAUGUUGACUUUGCAAAAAUUUCGUCUUGUCAUAGGAAUUGGUAGCGGCACAGAAUAUACAAUAGAAUUUUAUUCCAACAAGGAUAUUGGUAAUUUUAAUUAUUUAAAUUAUUCAUAAUGACCGUCACAAAGCGGAUGGACAUUGAUGCCGUAUGUAAGGGCGAAGGCUUUCGCUCAUACUACAUACAAAAAAUUGAAGAGCUACAAUUGAUCGUUGCUGAAAAGUCCCAAAAUCUAAGACGUUUGCAAGCUCAGCGUAACGAACUCAAUGCCAAGGUUCGCAUGUUACGCGAGGAACUCCAGCUGCUACAGGAACAAGGCAGUUAUGUGGGUGAAGUUGUCAAGCCAAUGGACAAGAAGAAAGUCUUGGUGAAGGUACACCCAGAGGGAAAAUUCGUUGUCGAUAUCGACAAGAAUAUCGACAUCAAUGAUGUGACACCGAAUUGCCGUGUUGCUUUGCGCAACGAAAGUUAUACUCUACACAAAAUCCUACCAAACAAAGUUGAUCCUUUGGUUUCUCUUAUGAUGGUGGAAAAGGUGCCUGAUUCAACUUAUGAAAUGGUUGGUGGUUUGGAUAAGCAAAUUAAGGAAAUUAAGGAGGUCAUUGAAUUGCCAGUCAAACAUCCUGAACUGUUCGAUGCUUUGGGUAUUGCUCAACCUAAGGGUGUAUUGUUAUAUGGACCUCCUGGUACUGGAAAGACCUUACUUGCUCGUGCAGUAGCCCAUCACACAGAAUGUACAUUUAUACGUGUUUCGGGCUCUGAAUUAGUACAGAAAUUCAUUGGUGAAGGUUCACGUAUGGUUCGUGAAUUGUUCGUCAUGGCCCGUGAGCAUGCUCCUUCCAUUAUAUUCAUGGAUGAAAUCGAUUCCAUUGGUUCCUCACGUAUUGAAUCCGGUUCUGGUGGUGAUUCUGAGGUACAACGUACUAUGUUGGAAUUAUUGAAUCAAUUGGAUGGCUUUGAGGCCACCAAAAAUAUUAAGGUUAUCAUGGCCACAAAUCGUAUUGAUAUUUUGGAUCCUGCCCUCUUGCGUCCUGGUCGUAUUGAUCGUAAAAUUGAAUUCCCACCACCAAACGAGGAAGCUCGUCUGGAUAUUCUUAAAAUUCAUUCACGUAAAAUGAACUUGACUCGCGGCAUUAAUUUGAGAAAAAUUGCCGAACUUAUGCCUGGUGCAUCGGGUGCUGAGGUCAAGGGUGUGUGCACAGAGGCUGGUAUGUAUGCGCUGCGUGAACGACGUGUCCAUGUGACACAGGAAGAUUUUGAAAUGGCUGUGGCCAAGGUAAUGCAAAAGGAUUCCGAAAAGAAUAUGUCGAUUAAGAAAUUAUGGAAGUAAGAUAUGCUUAUGUACAAUUAAAUAUAUCAAUAUUUCAUCUAUUUACUAAAAUUUAAGUUUGUAUUUCGUUUGCUUUAAAUUUGUAAUAAAACAAGUAAUCAUUUUUAAGUUAAGAAAUUGAA
This is a messenger RNA of Musca domestica (house fly), 1478 nucleotides long. It is a transcript of the gene Rpt6, whose product is annotated as 26S proteasome regulatory subunit 8. The coding region runs from base 142 to 1356 and encodes 404 amino acids. Gene Ontology annotation, cellular component: proteasome regulatory particle, base subcomplex. The transcript has 3 exons. NCBI's taxonomy places the organism in Eukaryota, Metazoa, Arthropoda, Insecta, Diptera, Muscidae. Gene Ontology annotation, molecular function: ATP hydrolysis activity; proteasome-activating activity; ATP binding. The record is from RefSeq and is a predicted model, not a curated record. Gene Ontology annotation, biological process: proteasome-mediated ubiquitin-dependent protein catabolic process.